Plasmodium gonderi is the source of this 549-nucleotide messenger RNA. RefSeq lists its product as hypothetical. The transcript is spliced from 2 exons. The coding region runs from base 1 to 549 and encodes 182 amino acids. NCBI's taxonomy places the organism in Eukaryota, Apicomplexa, Aconoidasida, Haemosporida, Plasmodiidae. The record is from RefSeq and is a predicted model, not a curated record.
AUGAUUCAAACAUCUUUAAAUCCAUUGUUUCUUGUGAAUGACUUUAAAAAAGAUUGUAAACGACUUAUACUCUAUUUAGACUAUAUAGAACAUAAAAAAUUCUACGAUAAAAAACGAAGUUGUAAAUAUUUUAACUAUCUGCUAAAAGAUAUACUAAAAACCUAUAGAUUCCCUAAAGAAGAAAGUGACGAAGCUUACAAAAUAAUUAUUAAUAACACCAAACAAAGUGAUAUUAAGAAGGUUUCUAAUAUGUAUUGGGAAAAUUUUGAAGAUAUGGAUGAAAGUAUAUAUUCCGUAAUGAAGGAUUUGAAUGAACUAUAUAGACACUUUGACAGUUUUCGUGAAUUGUUAGAUUAUUUUAUGGAGCAAAAUGUAAAAAAUAUAGAGCAAAUAAUAGAACAAAAACAAUUAACUGCAGUCCCACAACACGCAAAUUUUACAAAUAAACUUACAGUUAUUUUAACUUUAAUUAUUAUAUUAUUUACAUUAUUAAUGAUAACAUUUUUUUUAUAUAAGGUUAAAUAUAAAAUUAAUUUAUUCUUUUCAUAA